CAAUGGCCACGAAACAGCUGAAGGAGUUCACGAGGGAGGAGGUUGCGAAGCAUAACAAGCAGGGAGACUUGUGGAUCAUCAUCGAUGCCAAGGUCUACGACGUAUCGCGCUUUCAAGAUCUCCACCCGGGAGGCGCCAGCGUCUUCUUCAACGACGAUAUCCCCGGCGACGACGCUACGGAAGCCUUCUACGGCCUGCACCGGCACGAGGUUCUCGAGAAACCGCAGUACGCGCGCCUCGUCAUCGGCACGAUCAAGGAUGAGAAGUCGGUCGUCCUCGGACACCAACCCGGCGAGCUCUCGGAGGUGCCGUACGGCGAGCCGACGUGGCUGACGAAGGGAUACCAUAACCCGUACUACAAGGAGAGCCAUCGGAAGCUGCAGCAGGCGAUGCGCAAGUUCGUGGACGAGGUGAUAUAUCCGGACGCGCAGGCACGGGAAGAGGACGGGAAGCGGCCCAGUCAGGAAGUAUUCGAUAAGAUGGCUGAAAUGGAGAUUCAUGCUAUGCGCAUGGGUCCGGGCAAGCACCUGAAGGGACGGAAGCUCAUGGGCGGCAUCGUCUCACCCGAAGAAUACGACUACUUCCACGAGCUCGUGGUCACCCAAGAACUGACCCGCAUCGCCGCUCGCGGAUACGGCGACGGCCUCCUCGGCGGCAAGGUCAUCGGUCUCCCGCCUGUGCUCAAUUUCGGCUCUGAGGAGCUGAAGGCGCGGAUCGUGCCCGACAUUCUCGCCGGCAAGAAGUUCAUCUGCCUUGCGAUUUCGGAAGCAUUCGCGGGAAGCGACGUUGCCGGGUUGCAGACGACGGCGAAGAAGACGGAGGACGGCAAGUUCUGGAUCGUGAAUGGAACGAAGAAGUGGAUCACGAACGGAACGUUCGCAGACUACUUCACGGUCGGGUGCAGGACCGACGACGGUUUCACGAUGAUACUUAUCGAGCGCGGUGACGGCGUGGAGACCAAGUCGAUUAAGACCUCGUACUCGCCCACGGCCGGCACGGCCUACAUUACGUUCGAGAACGUUAAGGUGCCCGUCGGGAACACGCUCGGCCCGGAGGGCGGAGGACUCUUCGUUAUCCUCAGCAACUUUAACCACGAGCGCUGGGUGAUGUGCUGCGCGUCCGCGCGGAGCCAGCGCGGUAUCGUGGAGGAGUGCCUGAAGUGGUCGAACCAGCGGAAGGCGUUCGGGAAGCCGCUCAACUCGCAGGCCGUCGUGAGGCACAAACUCGCGGACAUGAUCGCGCGCACGGAGGCGAUCCAGAGCUGGCUGGAGAACGUGACGUACCAAAUGUGCAACAUGUCCUACAAAGAGCAAGCGGUCAAGCUUGUGGGCCAGAUUGCCUUCCUCAAGUCGUACUCAACCCGAUCCGCGCAAGAGACCGCGCGCGACGCCGUCCAGCUGUUCGGUGGACGCGGUAUCACGCGCAGCGGCAUGGGCAAGUUCAUCGAGCAUUAUCACAGGACAGUGCCGUUCGAUGCGCUCCUGGGUGGUGCGGAAGACGUGCUGGGUGACCUCGGUGUGCGGCAGGCGAUCAGGGCGAUCCCGAAGAACGCGCGGUUGUGAGUAUGGCGGUCGGGUCGGAAGUGAAGAGGGAGAGUUAUAACAACUCGACGACAUAUUCAUGCUAUACUUAUUGUCUUCGUGUUACUGUAUCAAUAAUCUGC
Punctularia strigosozonata HHB-11173 SS5 is the source of this 1663-nucleotide messenger RNA. Its product is annotated as acyl-CoA dehydrogenase. The record is from RefSeq and is a predicted model, not a curated record. The annotation marks the transcript as partial. The transcript has 7 exons. Gene Ontology annotation, molecular function: acyl-CoA dehydrogenase activity; flavin adenine dinucleotide binding. Lineage: Eukaryota; Fungi; Basidiomycota; Agaricomycetes; Corticiales; Punctulariaceae.